This is a messenger RNA of Urocitellus parryii (Arctic ground squirrel), 1355 nucleotides long. It is a transcript of the gene Ap1m2, whose product is annotated as adaptor related protein complex 1 subunit mu 2. NCBI's taxonomy places the organism in Eukaryota, Metazoa, Chordata, Mammalia, Rodentia, Sciuridae. Gene Ontology annotation, cellular component: clathrin adaptor complex. The record is from RefSeq and is a predicted model, not a curated record. Gene Ontology annotation, biological process: intracellular protein transport; vesicle-mediated transport.
UCCGCAGGAAGAGGAAGCGGCACGGUCGUCGCCUCUCGGAUCGCCCCGUCCGUCUCCCAGGUCCCCCGGCCUCCACCAUGUCCGCCUCAGCAGUUUUCAUUCUUGACGUCAAGGGCAAGCCCCUGAUCAGCCGCAACUAUAAGGGCGAUGUGGCCAUGAGCGAGAUUGACCAUUUCAUGCCUCUGCUUAUGCAACGGGAGGAGGAGGGUGCCCUGGCACCACUACUGAGCCAUGGCCGGGUCCACUUCCUGUGGAUCAAACACAGUAACCUCUACUUGGUGGCCACCACACUGAAGAAUGCCAAUGCCUCCAUGGUAUACUCCUUCCUYUACAAGACUGUGGAGGUCUUCUGUGAAUACUUCAAGGAGCUGGAGGAGGAGAGCAUCCGUGACAACUUUGUCAUUGUCUAUGAGCUGCUGGAUGAGCUCAUGGACUUUGGUUUCCCACAGACCACGGACAGCAAGAUCCUACAGGAGUACAUCACGCAGCAGGGCAACAAACUGGAGACUGGCAAGUCACGGGUGCCACCCACGGUAACGAACGCSGUGUCUUGGCGCUCUGAGGGCAUCAAGUACAAGAAGAAUGAGGUCUUCAUUGAUGUCAUCGAGUCUGUCAACCUACUGGUCAACGCCAAUGGCAGUGUCCUGCUGAGUGAGAUCGUGGGAACCAUCAAGCUCAAGGUGUUUCUGUCCGGAAUGCCUGAGCUGCGGCUUGGCCUCAAUGACCGCGUGCUCUUUGAGCUCACUGGCCUUUCAGGCAGCAAGAACAAGUCCGUGGAGCUGGAGGAUGUCAAAUUCCACCAGUGUGUGCGCCUCUCGCGCUUUGACAAUGACCGCACCAUCUCCUUUAUCCCCCCUGAUGGUGACUUUGAGCUUAUGUCCUACCGCCUCAGCACCCAGGUCAAGCCACUGAUAUGGAUUGAAUCUGUCAUUGAGAAGUUCUCCCAYAGCCGAGUGGAGAUCAUGGUCAAGGCCAAGGGCCAGUUUAAGAAGCAGUCAGUGGCAAACGGCGUGGAGAUAUCUGUCCCUGUACCCAGUGAUGCUGACUCUCCACGCUUCAAGACCAGCGUGGGCAGUGCCAAGUAUGUGCCAGAAAAGAAUGUCGUUAUUUGGAGUAUCAAGUCCUUCCCAGGGGGCAAGGAGUACCUGAUGCGAGCCCACUUUGGCCUCCCCAGCGUGGAAAAGGAAGAGGUAGAUGGCCGGCCCCCCAUUGGGGUCAAGUUUGAGAUUCCCUACUUCACCGUCUCUGGCAUCCAGGUCCGUUACAUGAAGAUCAUUGAGAAAAGCGGUUACCAGGCCCUGCCCUGGGUUCGUUAUAUCACCCAGAGUGGCGAUUAUCAACUUCGUACCAGCUAG